Molecule: messenger RNA, 1155 nt
Organism: Trichoplusia ni (cabbage looper)
Lineage: Eukaryota; Metazoa; Arthropoda; Insecta; Lepidoptera; Noctuidae
Product: adenylate cyclase type 5-like
Exons: 9
Coding region: 1-1155 (384 amino acids)
Biological process (GO): intracellular signal transduction; cAMP biosynthetic process; adenylate cyclase-inhibiting G protein-coupled receptor signaling pathway
Molecular function (GO): adenylate cyclase activity
Source: RefSeq, a predicted model, not a curated record
AUGAUGAUGGUGGAAAUGUUAUACCAGCGUUACUUCCUACGCAUGAACCAGACGAACAUGACACACCUGCUCGGCUUGCUGCUGGCUGUGUCGGUGGGCCUCAUGAUCGUGCAGAUACGCACGCUGCUCAUCGCACAGAACUUCCUCACCAACUUCGAGCCGAUAGUCAACGACACGUUCGUCGAUCGAUUCGAAGAAUUCCCACAUCUGACGUCUUAUUACAUAAACGGUACGCAACCGCGGUACUACGAGGACGCCGCCGCCAUGCAGAUGCGUCGCCUCUUCUACGAGAAGGAGCGCGUCGCGCACAUCGUCAACAUCAUCAUCCUCGGAAUUACUGGCUUGGUGUACGCCUGCCUGCUGGCGUGCCUGAGCCGCCCGGCUAUGAACGAGAUCUAUCUCCUCACCAUCUCCUACGUGGUGCUCGUCACCUUCCUGCUCAUCGAGCUGGCCCUAGCUGGCACCUCGGUGUUGCGAUCCCUGAGCAUCAGCGCGGGAGCCUGCGCCCUGUUCACGUACGCGACGUACGCGACGCUGCCGGUGCGCCUGCACGAGGCGACCGUCGGCGGCGUCGCGCUCGGCGCCGUCAACAUCGGCGCGCACCUCGUGCUCGACAAGACCACCGAUGUCGUACAAAUCUACUGCACCAUGGCUGCUCUGCUGGUGUGCAACAUCGCUGGCAUCAUGACCCACCACCCGCGCGAGCUGGCGCAGCGCCGCGCCUUCCUGGAGACGCGCGACUGCGUCGAGGCUCGCCUCGUCACCCAGCGCGAGAACCAGCAGCAGGAGCGCCUCCUGCUGUCGGUGCUGCCACGCCACGUGGCGAUGGAGAUGAAGGCCGACAUUGCCAACCAGCCGCGCCAGGAGCAGUUCCACAAGAUCUACAUCCAACGCUAUGAGAAUGUCAGCAUCCUGUUCGCGGACAUCUGCGGCUUCACCUCCCUGUCGGACCAGUGCACCGCUGAGGAGCUCGUGCGCCUGCUCAACGAGCUCUUUGCCAGGUCAGUGCCUGUCAAGUACACUCGCAUAGUAACCGCACACCGCGUAGAAAAGAAAUGUACGGCGGGACAGGACAAAAAUGGUAGACGGCCCGCCAGCUGCGAGCGUCGGCCCGAGGCCAUGCGACGGAGCGCCAACGUUAAAGAAAAAGAAUAG